AUGGAACAUUUUUUGGCGCCACUGCUGCAGCGUGGACACCAUGUUACGACAUUAACCAAUCAUCCAGCCAAGCAAAUGCAUCCAAACUUAACAGAAAUCCUUAUUGAGCCGCCGCUGAAUCUGGCAUACUACCAUCCUAAAGAAAACAUGUUUAAGAUGCAGUUCAGCAGUGAUUUCGAAAAUUUGCACUUAUAUUGGGAAACCGGUUUAACGAGUAGCGAAUAUGCGCUCAAUCAAUCCAACGUGAAAUCCUUGAUCGCUAGUAAAGAUUUGCAUUUCGAUCUUGUCAUCUUGGAGCAGUUCUUUCACGAGAGUUUUCUCAUGUUUGCGCACAAAUUUAAAUGUCCUGUCGUAACACUGGGCACCUUGGGUUGUGCUGACAAUAUGGAUCGUGCCAUGGGUCUGUUAACGCCCUGGUCCUUUGUGCCACAUUUAUUUCUCUCGGAUAUAAAUCAAAUGGACUUCUAUCAACGCGCUUAUAAUGUAUAUAUUUCGCUCUACGAUGCCUUCUUUAGGCAUUGGUUUUACUUGCCGCAAAUGCAAGCAAUGGCGGAGCGACAUUUCGGCGGCUUUAUCGAAGGCCCUCUCCCACAUGUGAAUGAACUGGUUCAAAAUAUCUCACUGAUGCUGAUCAACUCUCAUCGCAGCUUAGAUGCACCACGUCCAAGCAUGCCUGGCUUAGUGAGCGUCGGUGGCAUACAUAUCAAACCAGUGAAGCCGCUGCCAGCAGAACUGCAGCGCUAUCUUGACAGCUCAACAGAUGGUGUCAUCUACUUUAGUCUCGGCACGUAUAUACACAGUGUGGACAUGCCGAGUGGCCACAUCAAAAUUCUGUUGGACGCCUUCGCCCGACUCAAGCAGAAUGUCUUGUGGAAGUAUGAGAAUGCGACGAUCGACGCUGAGCUACCGCCCAAUGUGAGGAUCAGUAAAUGGCUGCCACAAAACGAUAUUUUCGCACACGCUAAUACGAAGUUAAUCAUCACACAUGGCGGCAUAUUCAGCACGCAAGAGGGUGUUUACUGGGGCAUACCGCUCUUGUUUAUACCGAUCUUUGGUGAUCAGCAUCGCAACGCGCGAAAGGCAGUACACGCUGGCUAUGCGCGCUCUUUACUCUUCGAUAAAUUGACGAGUGAUGAUCUGGUGCAAAACAUACAACUGCUGCUGAAUGAUCCUCAAUACAAGCAAAAGGCUUUGGAGGCUUCAGGCCGCUUUAGAGAUAAUCCUAUACAUCCAUUGGAGGAGGCCACCUACUGGAUGGAAUAUGUGAUGAGACAUAGCGGCGCCCCACAUUUGAAAUCGCGUAGCGCUUACAUGCCGCUCUAUCAGUACUUGUUAUUGGAUGUGUUGGGCUGUACGCUAUUGUUGGUGUUAUUGAUUGUUUUGUUGAUUAUUGUAAUCGUAAGAGUACUUAAGCGUUGCCUUGCAGUAAGGCUGAAAGCAAAUGAGGACAGGCAAAAAAAGCAGAAAUAA
Bactrocera tryoni is the source of this 1470-nucleotide messenger RNA. RefSeq names its product UDP-glucosyltransferase 2-like. The transcript is spliced from 4 exons. Bases 1 to 1470 code for a protein of 489 amino acids. The record is from RefSeq and is a predicted model, not a curated record. Gene Ontology annotation, molecular function: UDP-glycosyltransferase activity. NCBI's taxonomy places the organism in Eukaryota, Metazoa, Arthropoda, Insecta, Diptera, Tephritidae.